AUGUUUCCAAUUUGGGCAAUAUUGGUAAUCUGGUUUUCAACCAUUGAAGCCAUUUGUAGCUCUGGAAACAGCAUCAAUUUGGAAGAAAGCUACGCAAAAAAAUUAUUAGAAGAUGCAAGGACAGAGAAAGAUUGGUUGGUAUCAAUAAGGAGAAGAAUCCAUGAAAACCCAGAGCUGAGAUUCCAAGAAUACAACACAAGUGCUUUAAUUAGGUCAGAACUUGACAAGCUUGGCGUUUCUUAUGAAUACCCUUUUGCUCAAACUGGCGUUAUUGCAGUCAUUGGGUCUGCUUCUUCACCUGUUGUGGCUCUCCGGGCAGAUAUGGAUGCCCUUCCUAUACAGGAACUUGUAAAUUGGGAGCAUAAGAGCAAAAUUGAUGGAAGAAUGCAUGGUUGUGGACAUGAUGCUCAUACUACAAUGCUCCUUGGUGCAGCUAAAUUGCUGAAUCAAAGGAAGGAUCGCCUCAAGGGAACUAUGAGACUGCUAUUCCAACCUGUUGAAGAAGGGGGUGCAGGUGCAUCUCAUAUGGUACAAGAAGGUUCCCUUGGUGAAUCCAAAGCAAUUUUCGGAAUGCACGUUGAAUUCACGACACCCACAGGGAGCAUAUGUUCUGUCGGGCCUGCUUGUGCAGCAGUGUGCAUCUUCAAAGUCAAAAUUGAAGGACUAGGAGCUCAUGCUGCGGAACCUCAUAACAGUGUCAAUCCAAUAGUGUCAGCUUCAUUCAUUAUUUUGGCACUGCAGCAACUCAUUUCCAGAGAAGCAGAUCCCUUUGCUAGCCAUGUACUGUCUGUUACAUAUGUGAAAGGUGGUACUGCUUUGAACAUAAUUCCUCAGACUGUGGAGUUUGGAGGGACACUUAGGAGUCUUACCACUGACGGCCUGCACUGGCUUCGACAGAGGCUAACAGAGGUGGUCGAGCAAGGAGCAGCCUUACAUAGAGGUCGAGCACAUAUUGACUUCGAUGAAGAAAACAACCCUCCUUACCCUGCAACAAUCAACGAUGACACGUUGCAUCAUCAUGUUGAGGCUAUCGGUGGUGUUCUACUAGGUCGUAAGAAUGUCCGGCCAGGGCAGAAAGUGAUAGAAGGCGAAGAUUUCUCCUUUUACCAAGAAAAGAUACCGGGAAACAUGAUUGGGAUAGGUAUAAGAAAUGAGGGAAUUGGUGCAAUACACUCCCCACAUUCUCCUCACUUCUUCCUUGAUGAGGAUGUUCUUCCUAUCGGAGCAGCUUUACACACCAUUUUAGCAGAGACAUAUCUCAGUCAGCUCCCAAGUUCUGAUAUAGUUUAG
This is a messenger RNA of Spinacia oleracea (spinach), 1290 nucleotides long. RefSeq names its product IAA-amino acid hydrolase ILR1-like 3. Gene Ontology annotation, biological process: auxin metabolic process. Gene Ontology annotation, molecular function: hydrolase activity. Lineage: Eukaryota; Viridiplantae; Streptophyta; Magnoliopsida; Caryophyllales; Amaranthaceae. The record is from RefSeq and is a predicted model, not a curated record.